AUGUAUUCGGACUGCGGGACAACCUUCAUUAGAGCAGACGCCGCGCUCAAGAAAAUGUUCAUCCAGAGUUCUCAAGAACAUCAACGGAUUGCUCAAGUUUUGCAACUUGAUUGCACAAGAUGGGAGUUCAACCCACCAGGCGCUCCACACAUGGGGGGCAAGUGGGAGGCGGUGGUGAAAUCCGUGAAGUUUCAUCUGAGACGGAUAUUGGGGAGACUCUACUCACGACGGAAAAACUCACAACGUUGCUUACGCAAAUCGAGGCCAUUCUCAACUCGGCCUUUAGAACCGCUGAGUGACGACCCUGAAGACGUCUCAGCGCUCACACCGGGUCAUUUCCUCAUUGGAGGUCCACUCACUACCAUAGCCGAGCCAUCUCUGACAAGGGAACGGUCGGAAGUGUCCCUACCCGAUUUGGAUGCGCUUUGGAUAUGUUGUUGA
Molecule: messenger RNA, 441 nt
Organism: Temnothorax curvispinosus
Lineage: Eukaryota; Metazoa; Arthropoda; Insecta; Hymenoptera; Formicidae
Exons: 1
Coding region: 1-441 (146 amino acids)
Molecular function (GO): nucleic acid binding
Source: RefSeq, a predicted model, not a curated record